This is a messenger RNA of Polistes canadensis, 882 nucleotides long. Its product is annotated as tetratricopeptide repeat protein 36 homolog. The record is from RefSeq and is a predicted model, not a curated record. Bases 260 to 808 code for a protein of 182 amino acids. Gene Ontology annotation, biological process: cilium assembly. Gene Ontology annotation, molecular function: protein binding. The transcript is spliced from 3 exons. NCBI's taxonomy places the organism in Eukaryota, Metazoa, Arthropoda, Insecta, Hymenoptera, Vespidae.
CAUAUCAAACCGGUACAUUUAUUACAUCGACUAGCGAGGAACAAAUUCCGAAAGAUUAGAGCUCCUAAAACUAAUACUUCCUUAAUAUUAUAUUCAUCUAUAUGUCACACCUUUAUGCUAAAUAACCGGUAUAAUCUAAAUAACAACGUAUAUCGGUAUAAUAUUCUAAAGGAAACAAGUUAAUUAAUUCGUGAUAAACAGAAACGAGUUCUCGACCAAUGCCAAUUAAAAAUACAAUAUCUUUGAGAAUUCAGUAGAAAUGGAGCGACUGAGCGAACGCGAUCGUGCAACUUUAAACGUAAUUUUUGAUCCAUUUCAAGUACAUGGAUCCAUUGAUAUUUCAGAAAAUGAAAAUCUUGAUACGUUAAACCAAGAUGAGGCGGAUACUUUAACAGAGGAAGUUUUGAGUAUCGUGAAAGAAGCUAUUUCGUGCGCAGAGUUAAAUAAUUUUGACAAAUCUUUCCGUUUAUUCGAGGAAGCUUUAAAGAAAACACCUUCCUCUCCAACUAUUUUAAACGAUAGAGCUCAAGCAUUUCGUUUGGCUGGUCGUGAUAAUGAAGCAUUGGAGGAUUUGCACAUGGCAGUAAAACUUAGCCAAGGAAAAGGAAAAGCAGGCAUUCAGGCGCUUUGCCAACGUGGAAUAUUGUAUCGUUACAUGAAUGAGGAUCAAAAAGCUAAAGAAGAUUUUAUACUGGCAGCCAAAGCUGGCUCGAGCUUUGCCAAAUCACAGCUUGUCUCUUUAAAUCCUUAUGCAGCUAUGUGCAACGCUAUGUUGCGAGAAAUAACUUUGAAAUCUAUGCAUCAUUGAAGAUUAUUAUCAUCCUGGAUUCUAGUAACGUUUCGAGUUGCAUUUUUAGAAAUGACGUAUAAUAUAAAAUUAAG